This is a messenger RNA of Athalia rosae (coleseed sawfly), 2840 nucleotides long. Its product is annotated as fatty-acid amide hydrolase 2-B-like. The record is from RefSeq and is a predicted model, not a curated record. The transcript has 9 exons. Bases 761 to 2335 code for a protein of 524 amino acids. NCBI's taxonomy places the organism in Eukaryota, Metazoa, Arthropoda, Insecta, Hymenoptera, Athaliidae.
AGUUUGAUCCGAUCAAGUAUUGACGCUUCCUUCUACGUGUCCAGUUGACAUUUGGCCUAUGAAAUAUUAUCUCUUCGUGAUCGUAACCCAGAUAAAGAGACCGCGCGGUUGUUGUCUAAAAAUAGUAUAACGUUCAAAAAGUAACUGACAAAAAAAAACAUGGUUGUUGAACGAUAAUCAUCAUAAAAGAUUCGUUAUAUCUCUAAUUCGUAUAGUUGGACCGGAAUCUUGAGAACGAUUGUCCAGAUAGUCAAAUUACAGAAGUAACAAAGAUCGCGUGAAGUCGUGCGGCCUCGUUUUUUAUAUCAAUAUCAUUUCAUUCCGGCCGCCGCUCAUACUAGAGUACGCUUCCGCAUGUGCGUAGUCUGGCGGUAAAAACUGUUCCGAUAUCAAUGACGAGCGGCCCGCCUCUCUUCGUUCAAUGUGGAUUCGGAGUUAUUCCGAUGCUUGACCAUUGGCCGAAUCGGCUUCCGGACGGUCCGCGCGCGUUAUACAUUUUUGUCAGUCGAAGUCUUUUGCAUAAAGAGUAACGCGACAUUCCACUACGUACCCCACGCCUCGCUUCGUUCCUUCUCAUUUUGUUAUUUUUUUUUUCCCUUCGGAUCUUCCUCUUCUUCGUUGUCGGGAUCGCGUCUCAAUCGGGAGUUUGUCUCGAAGAGUGAAACUGUGCGGAACAUUUUGCCGCUUUUCCUUGCGGUGAUCAACUUUCGAAGACAACGUAUUGUGUUUUUAUUUGACCAACGACGAUACAUCUGCGGAAAUGGAGCUGAUAAUUCGCAUCUUGACUUUUUUGGAAUCGGUCAUAUACCACAUUUUACGACCAGUAUUUUGGUGGGUCUAUCGAAAACAACCGCCUAAAAUUGCGCUCAUUAAAAAUCCAAUAUUACAACUGAGCGCGGUCAAAAUCGCUGAAAAAAUUAGACAAAAAGAGCUAUCGAGCGAAACCGUAAUUCUGGCAUACAUAGAACGCAUCAAAGAAGUUAACCCUCUGUUGAACGCGGUUGUCGAGAACCGUUUCGAAGCUGCGAUCCAAGAUGCCAGAGCCUGCGAUAAAAAAUUAGCCACUGGCGAGGUGACCGCAAAAGAACUUGAAAUCGAAAAACCGCUUUUCGGUGUUCCCGUAACGGUCAAAGAAAGCUGCGCGUUGAAAGGUCUCAGUCAUACAGGCUGCACUCUCGCCAGAGCCGGAAUAAAGGCAAAUUACGACAGCUUAUCCGUUCUCUCGUUGAAAACAGCCGGAGCCAUUCCUCUUUGCGUGACAAAUACACCGGAAUUAUGUCUCGGUUUCGAAUCUCAAAAUCCUCUGUUCGGCACCACAAACAAUCCUUACGACAUUAGAAAGACUGCCGGUGGUUCUUCGGGCGGAGAGGGCGCGCUUCUGGGCUCUUCAUCGUCGCUUAUCGGCGUCGGUUCAGAUAUCGCUGGAUCUAUCAGACUUCCGGCACACCUGAACGGGGUCUUCGGUCACAAACCAACCCCAGGAAUCAUCUCGAUCGAAGGACAUUUACCGUUUUGCGACGGCGUUGAAUUUCAGAAGUACUUGGUAAUCGGCCCAUUGGCGAGAUACGCGGAGGAUUUGGCGUUGGCGGUAAAAGUUAUGGCGAACCGGAACACCGCCGCGUUACGUUUAGACGAACCGGUUGACGUUAAGUCCUUGAAAAUUCGAUACAUGGAAGCAGUGGAAGAAUCUUUCGGUCUCAUAUCGGUCAGCGAAGAUAUCAAACGGGUCAUCAGAGACGGGGCCAGAUACCUCGAAGGCAUAGGGGCUGACGUUGAAAGGGUGAUGAUCCCGGAAUUGACGGAUUCUCUGGAUAUAGGCAUGGCACUUUUCUUCGGUAUGAAGGAAAUGCCCCAGUUACUGCUGGACCCGGAAGAUCCCAAGCACGAGAGUAACCCGAUUUCCGAAUUGGGUAAAUUACUCUUUGGUCUGUCUCGGCACAAUUCGUCAGCGAUACUGUUCAAGUUGUUGAGAGACGUACACGCCUUUAUACCACAGUCAAAACUGCCGAGUUAUCGAGGGAAGGUACAAAAAUUGGAGCGAAUUUUCACGGAACUACUCGGGACCAACGGAGUCUUCUUAUUUCCAACAUUCGUUCGAUCAGCACCUUUGCACGAUCAAUUAACUCUUCAACUCGCCGGGGCUCUGUACUGCCUCAUUUUCAACGUCCUUGGAUUUCCAGCAACACACGUGCCGAUGGGCUUAGACAGCGAAGGCCUUCCAGUCGGUGUACAGGUGGUCGCAUGUCCGUUCCAGGACAGAUUGUGUUUAGCAGUUGCCAAAGAAUUGGAGAAUGGUUUCGGUGGAUGGGUACCACCGCCGCAAGCAGCGGUUUAGCAUCAUUUAGCGUUAAGUACGACAUUUCUUCUAAUAGUUAAUUGAGAAAGUGUCGCGCGUUUUUAGUGGACUGAAUUUCCAAAUACCAUCGAGCGUAUGGGAGUGGAUCAUGACGGUUAGCGCUCUUCGCUGGAUUCCUAAUGUUACACGCAACGUACGAUAUCAAAAUCUAUCGUCCGAUGUAGAGUAGCCGUACAAAAGAUUGACGUCGGUAUCGAUUUGCAUUCGAAGCAUUACCCGACAGUUAUAAAGUACACUACUAAUCAGUCGUACCAUCGAUCACACACGUAGGUAUGGAUACGAAUGUCGUAAUAUGUAUAGCUGUAGGUAUACGUGUACAAGAAGUUUAGGAUUAAAAGUUAUCGUGUGCAUGCAAGUGAAAUGGACUUUCUUACAAUUAGUUUGAAUGAGUGAACGAGAAUAUUGUUGAGCAAAUUGUUGUACGAAGAUUUGAAAAUUAGAAAAAAAAAAAAAGAAAUAAAAAGAAACAAGAAUCAUCCGUAAA